GGCGGGCUAUACACCUCAUCGUACACAACACAAUUGAAAAGGAAAUCUACAGUUGGCUUUCCUAGGAGAAGUUGUCUGUCUGUUUCUGUGUGUGAAAUCUGGAUUUGGCCCUGAGUUUCUCUGGAGCUCUGUGUACUGGAGAGUUCUACUCCAGGCACAGAGGAGAUGAGCUUUACCAGGAGAAAGGGGUUCUUCAGGCAAGAAGUAAACAAGACACUCUGGGAACUUCCUAGACGAUAUACUAACAUCAUCCCUGUGGGAUCUGGUGCUUAUGGCUCUGUCUGUUCAGCAAUAGAUAAGAAAACAGGAGACAAAGUGGCUAUCAAGAAGCUCUGUCGCCCAUUCCAAUCUGAGAUUUUUGCCAAGCGAGCAUAUCGGGAACUCACACUGUUGAAGCACAUGCAGCAUGAAAAUGUCAUUGGAUUACUUGAUGUCUUCACUUCAGCUACUUCAUUUGAGGGAUUCCAGGACUUUUACCUGGUGAUGCCAUACAUGCAAACAGAUUUACAAAAGAUAAUGGGACACCAGUUCAGUGAGGAAAAGAUUCAGUAUCUGAUCUACCAGGUUUUGAAAGGAUUGAAGUAUAUUCACUCUGCUGGAAUCAUUCAUAGGGAUCUAAAGCCAGGCAAUUUAGCAGUGAAUGAAGACUGUGAACUAAAGAUCUUGGACUUUGGCUUAGCAAGGCAUACAGACACAGAGAUGACAGGCUAUGUUGUAACUCGUUGGUACAGAGCACCUGAAGUGAUUCUGAACUGGAUGCACUACAACCAGACUGUGGACAUCUGGUCUGUUGGUUGCAUCAUGGCAGAAAUGUUGACUGGGAAAACUCUGUUUAAGGGUAAAGACUAUCUCGAUCAGCUAACCCAGAUCCUGAAAGUGACAGGAAGCCCCGGAGAGGAGUUUGUGCAAAAGCUGGAAGACAAAGCGGCUAAACACUACAUACAGACCCUCCCUAAAAUUCCCAAAAUGGAUUUAUCUCUGCUUUUACCCAAAGCCAGUCCUCUGGCAGUGGACUUGCUUGACAAAAUGUUGCAGCUGGAUGUAGAAAAACGUCUCACAGCAACCCAAGCUCUGGCCCAUUCAUACUUUGAUCCAUUCAGAGAUAUUGAGGAAGAGACAGAAGCACAGCACUCCUAUGAUGACUCCAUAGGAAGUACAAAGCUUUCAAUAAAUGAAUGGAGAAGGCAUAUUUACAGUGAAAUACUGUCAUUCAGCCCAAUUGCUCGGAAAGAUUCCAAGAGGAGAAGUGGAAUGACAUUAUAGACUCUUGUAUGUCUACUGCUGGUCUACCUUUCCAAUGAUACACAAUCAUCGGUGUUUUGAUCCUAAAGAUGAGUAAAUAUAAAUCAGCAUGAAAAAGGCUAUAUGCAUAUAGCACAAUAAUAGUGAAUCAGUAGAGGCCAACUUUGCUUUGAACAUCACAGUGAUACAAACAACCUCCAGUGCCACAAAUCAAUAUGAUUCUCAUUAAAUCUCUUUGUGAUAAAUUGUGAUGGCUCUAUUUUACCUUUUCUUGGGCUUUUUGUAACUGGUUCCAUAGACUUGGUUUAAAAAGCUACAAUGUUUCUACAAGUCUAUAAAAUUUUCUUUUUUCCUAAUAUCUCCAAAUGAAUACUGUAAAAAACACGUUUCAAAAAAUAAAAGUAUUUAUGUAAUAAAGGAACAGUUUCAAAGAACAGUUACAUUAUGUUCCUUGUGGUUCAUUCUAAGCAUUUUACAUUUAAAACAGAUUUCUCACUUCUUAUUGGCCUUACAUUAGCCAUAUUGUAAAUGGGAAGUAUCUACAUCUUUAAGCACUGAUAAUUCCCAUCUGGCAUGAUUUUCACAAAUAUCCCAGUAUUUUUCGUUGCAAAUGUUAACUAUAUUAUGGUUAUUUUAAUCUGUGAUGUAUAUAUACAUAUUCUCAGAGGCAGUGAUUUAUAAUUCAAGAUA
This is a messenger RNA of Python bivittatus (Burmese python), 1932 nucleotides long. RefSeq names its product mitogen-activated protein kinase 13 (gene MAPK13). The record is from RefSeq and is a predicted model, not a curated record. NCBI's taxonomy places the organism in Eukaryota, Metazoa, Chordata, Lepidosauria, Squamata, Pythonidae. Gene Ontology annotation, molecular function: MAP kinase activity; ATP binding. Gene Ontology annotation, biological process: protein phosphorylation.